AUCGACACUAUCGGAUCAUAGUUAUCGUCAUCGACAUUAUCAAAGGAAAACCCUGUACGAUAUCUGUCCAUGUGUUGAAAAAGCAAUGGGGAAGACGUCAAAGGACAAACGAGACGUCUAUUAUCGCCUGGCCAAGGAGGAAGGAUGGAGGGCACGUAGUGCGUUUAAGUUGAUGCACAUUGACGAUGCAUUUAAAAUUUUCAGUGGCGUAAAACGAGUUGUCGACCUGUGCGCAGCGCCUGGUAGCUGGUCUCAAGUACUUUCCCGGAAGCUAUAUGAUACCUGCGAAACCGAUGAGGAGAAGGCAAAUGUGAAAAUCAUAGCUGUAGACUUGCAGGCAAUGGCACCCAUUCGAGGAGUAAUUCAACUGCAAGGUGACAUCACAAAAGAGAGCACAGCGGAGGCUAUAAUUGAACAUUUUGGCGAGGGCGUCGAACAAAAGGCUCAGCUUGUUGUCUGCGAUGGAGCCCCAGAUGUGACCGGUGUUCACGAAAUGGAUGAAUAUAUGCAACAUCAGUUGCUAGUCUCUGCCCUAAGCAUCGCUACAUUUGUUCUUGAACCGGGCGGCAGUUUUGUGGCAAAAAUCUUCAAGGGCAACGACACGACUCUACUCGACUCGCAGAUGCGUACGUUCUUCAAGCAUUUUGAGUACUAUAAACCGCUAAGUUCGCGACCAUCAAGCAUUGAGCACUUCGUUGUGUGCAGAGACUUUUUUCUUCCCCCUGGCUACAUUCCGCAGGUUAUUAAUCCAGCUCGAAAUGAUAUAGCGGAUCAGGCAAGAAAGACUGGCUCGGCAACUAACCGACGUUUGGUGCCUUUUAUUGCCCACGGCGACUUGACAGGCGUUGUGGAUGGGGAUGAGCCUCUCGUGGACUGUACAAAUCCGAGUAAAGAAGACAUUGCCUAUGCCUAUGAUGCCAUCAUGAACGACAAGGAGUACCCUCAGGAAUUUAAGGACCUACUGAAUGAUAUAUUCGUAGAAGAAUUGGCCAACGCCAAGAGCUGAAAGAACUAAUAUUUUUGGUUGCGUACUCGAUCUGAAACGACGGUGCCUAAUGAAAGUCAACUUUUAAUAGCACAACCUCUAAUGCAAUUUACUUUAAGCAAAAUGAAUAAAUAACGCCAGCUACAAAAAAAAAA
Messenger RNA from Drosophila willistoni, 1140 nucleotides. It is a transcript of the gene Trm7-32, whose product is annotated as putative tRNA (cytidine(32)/guanosine(34)-2'-O)-methyltransferase 1. Gene Ontology annotation, cellular component: cytoplasm. The transcript has 4 exons. The coding region runs from base 86 to 1006 and encodes 306 amino acids. Gene Ontology annotation, biological process: cytoplasmic translation; tRNA methylation. NCBI's taxonomy places the organism in Eukaryota, Metazoa, Arthropoda, Insecta, Diptera, Drosophilidae. The record is from RefSeq and is a predicted model, not a curated record. Gene Ontology annotation, molecular function: tRNA methyltransferase activity.